GUCAUGGGCUCAGGCACGGCGUCAAAGCCGGCCACCUCGCUCGCAACCGCCACCGACCUCAACGUCGACGAGACUAGUCUGGCGCUGUGGCGAAAGCUCUAUGCCAACUUCGACAAGCGUAAGUUGGUGAAGUGGCGCCAGCUCGGCGGCGGCGACCUAGAGCCGGUCCUCGCGAGCGGCGCCGUCGCCCUCCUCGACGCGCAGUGGAUCAUCAGCCACGCCGUGGCGGGCGGCGUCCUCACGCACCGCCAGGCGCUUCCCAAAGAGGCCUUCCUCUCCCUCGCCGACCUCGUCGAGGCGAUCGAUGAGUACAGCUUGUCCUUGCCCGUCGCCGCGCUCUCUUACCCGUGGCUGACCAAGGACCACCCCGACCCGCGCGGAGCCAAUCUCGGCCGCGUCGCAAAGGCGCUAAAGGCCCUGCUCAGUGAACCCGACUACAUCACGCGGAUCGGCGUCUUUUGGGACUUCGGCUCGCUGCACCAGCACCCUGACCCCGCCAACGGCGGGCUGGGCUGCCUCGGCACGCUCUACUCCCACCCGGAGACACGCGUGCUUCGGCUGACCUCCUUCCCGAAGGACCACAAGACGGAGCACCAGGCCGAGGGCACCAACGUGGCCACGUACUUCGACCGCGGCUGGUGCUACACCGAGAACGCCUGGGCGAGCCUGACCAAGUCCGGCCGCCUCUCGCUCGACCUCCGCUUGAUGCGCGACGAGGAGGAGUACAGCUGCGUCAGCCUCGUCGACGAGUGCACCAAGGGCGGCGGCCGGCGCCCUCCGCUGCUGCCGUCUCAGUUCGCGGCCGAGCUGGAGACGAAGAGCUUCACCAACGGCAAGGACGACAAGCCGCUCGUGACGCGGCUGUACAAGGACGCCUUCGAGGAGCAGUUUGGCAAGGCGACCGAGCUGCGCUACGUCCGCCUCGGAUGGGGCGACGCGGAGGCGGCGCAGGUGGCGGCAGUCCUCGCGAGUGGGGCAGCGCCGGAUCUCAAGGAGCUUUAUCUCGGCUACAACCAGAUUGGCGACGAGGGCUGCAACACGCUGGCCGCCGCCCUCGGCAAGGAGGGGGCAGCGCCGCGGCUCGAGGAGCUCUAUCUCAGCUACAACAAGAUCGGCGACGAGGGCUGCAAGGCACUGACCGCUGCCCUCAAGGAGGGGGGAGCGCCUCGGCUCAAGAUGCUCUAUCUCGAAGGCAACACGAUUGGCGACCAUGGCUGCAAGGCGCUGGCUGCCGCUCUCGUAGAAGGGGCCGCCCCGAGCUUGAAGACCCUGUUCGUGGGCAGCAAGCCGCCCGAGCUGGUCACUGCGUGCAAGGAGCGCGGGAUCUACCUCGAUCUCUACAUAGACAACAGUCACCGGUGAAACAUAGUGCAGCUUCAAUAGAGCGGACUCUCUGAAAAGGCCCUCGCACGCCUCCCACGUCCCAGUCAGGUCCCAGUCGCAGUCUUGCUUUUAUUAACGGUACUGCGCGCA
This is a messenger RNA of Emiliania huxleyi CCMP1516, 1473 nucleotides long. RefSeq lists its product as hypothetical. NCBI's taxonomy places the organism in Eukaryota, Haptophyta, Isochrysidales, Noelaerhabdaceae. Gene Ontology annotation, biological process: nucleocytoplasmic transport; activation of GTPase activity. Gene Ontology annotation, cellular component: perinuclear region of cytoplasm; cytosol; nucleus. The coding region runs from base 4 to 1362 and encodes 452 amino acids. Gene Ontology annotation, molecular function: GTPase activator activity; small GTPase binding. The record is from RefSeq and is a predicted model, not a curated record. The transcript is spliced from 3 exons.